GAGUAGCGGGAGCAGCCGAGGGGCAGGGCUGGAAGGAGCGCGCUGCGUUAAACUGCGGGUUCGGCCUUGGGGCGUGGCUUUCCCACCAUAGAGGCGAGCCCUGACGUCAAUGGGCGGGCCACGUUCUGGGGCGUGGCCUCCGGGCUUCAGAGCACUGCCUGUCUAGGGCGGGGCUGGAGAGAAAGGGUGGGGCCGCGCUCCGUCGGGGCGUGGCCUGUGGAACCCGAGAACCCCGGCGACACGGGGCCCCGGCGCGAGUCGGGGCGCGGGGUUCCUCCCACGCAGCCUCUCAUUCAAAAGAUGCCGAAGGGGCGGCGCGGCAGUCAGAGCCCCACGAUGAGCCAGCGGCCGGCUCCGCCCCUCUAUUUCCCUUCCCUCUACGACCGCGGCAUCUCCUCGUCCCCGCUCAGCGACUUUAGCAUCUGGAAGAAGCUCUUCGUGCCGCUGAAGGCGGGCGGGGCGCCGGCCGGUGGGGUGGCUGGGGACCGACCCCUGCCUCAGGGACCUCCGGCCCCGGCCCCUCCGCCGCCGCCUGGCCUCGGUCCCCCCAGCGAGCGCCCCUGCCCUCCGCCGUGGCCCUCCGGCCUGGCCUCCAUCCCCUACGAGCCACUGCGCUUCUUCUACUCGCCGCCGCCGCCGGGCCCCGAGGGGGCUGCUUCACCCCUGGCCCCCGGCCCCGCCACCCCACGGCUUGCCUCCGCCUCCCACCCGGAGGAGUUGUGCGAGCUGGAGAUCCGAAUUAAGGAGCUGGAGCUGCUCACCAUCACUGGGGAUGGCUUCGACUCCCAGCGCUAUAAAUUCCUGAAGGCGCUAAAAGAUGAGAAGUUACAAGGACUGAAGACCAGGCAAUCUGGAAAAAAGUCGGCCUCUCUGUCCUGAGCUGCUGCCCUCCAGAGCUGGGAAGCCGCCUCCAUAGGUGUUAGUGCUUAGAUAAUGUCUCCCAUUUGUUGUCAUUUCAAAGAUGGUUAUUUUCUGUUCUGUAUUUACUGCUGUUCUUGUUGCUCCCAGCACAUACUUCACAUACAAUACCCACUUGUGUGGUAAAUCUCAUGGUCUCUCUCCUCUGUGCCGCUGCUGGGGGAAGUCCCUUAUAGGGUAUUGAAGCUGCUGCUAAGCCAGCAUUCAGAGUUUCCUGACAUGAGAGGAAGGGCCCCCCAAUAUCACCAUAUUCACACAAACCAGAAGGAUGGAUGUGUAGGAGGGAAUUAGAAGAAACCAAGGGCAAUAGAUAUUCGGUUCUGCUGCUGUAUCUCUAGAGGCUCAGAAAGGUUCUUUGAGGACCAGAACUAAAACCAGAUGUUUUUCCCCUAAAAACAUCUUUUAGUCCAUGCGAGUGUUUAGUGUUUUAUAUUUUGCUUUAAAAAAUAUUUUUUUUUGGAACACAAAACUCUCUACUAGUCUUAUCAAAGCCAUGAUCCUUCCUAGAAAUUCAUGUGUAGUAUUCAAGAAACACUUGUCAAGUGCUGUUGUAUGUCCAUGCCCCUUCCUUAGAAUGGGGUCAGGAGACAGACUGACAGGUAGUAUUUUAAAUAAGCAAACCACAAUAUGGUAUCAAGAAGAUAACAUGCUUAGGAGGAUAAAACAAAGUAGUAGGGUAAGAAGAAGAUCAGAGGAAGGCAAAGCAGAAUUUCAAAUAGGGUUUCUUUUUGGAGGGGAGGGGUAUUGGGGAUUGAACUCCGCAGCACUCAACCACUGAGCCACAUCCUCAGCCCUAUUUUAUAUUAUUUAGAGUCAGGAUCUCACUGAGUUGCUUAGCAUUUCGCUGUUGCUGAGGCUGGCUUUGAACUCUAGAUCCUCCUGCCUCAGCUUCCCCAGCUGCUGGGAUUACAGGGUGUGCUACAGUAUCCAGCUCAAAUAGGGUUUCUUGAGAGGUACUUUUCAACAAGGUUUGGAAGAGAUUGAGGGUCAUAGCCAUGUAGAAACCUGGAGGAAUGUUCCAGGCAGAUGGGCCUAAGGGGGAGCAUGCCAGCAUUGUUGAAAGGCAGCCAACAGCCCAGAUGACUGGAGCAGGAGGUGAGAAGAGAGAGUGGUGGGUGUGAGUCCAGAGGGGGCCCAUGUGUGUAGGAUCUUACAGCCCUGAUGAGGACAUCAACCUUUACUCCAAGUGGCAGUGGUUAGAUGGCUUUCAGCCAAGGUGUGACAUGAUCUGACUUGUAGGUUAAAGAUUCUUCCUAUGCCUGUGAAUAGACCAUAGGGCUUUCAGCUGGCAAAUGGGAAGAGCAUUUAAGAGGUUGUAGUGAUUAGUGGCCCUAAAAAAAUGAUGCUGCAAUGAGGGGGUUGGAAUACAGGGUUACUGAGGUCUGAGACAGGAGACCACAGGUUUGGGGGAGAAGAUCAGCUAUUUAGUCUGAGAUAAGUGAGGCUCGCCUGUCUAGACAUCUAGACUUGGUAAUGGAGAUGCUAUGUAGCUGGAGGCUAUUUAAGCCUGGAGUUCAGAGGAAGGCUUGGACUGGGGCUAUAAGUUGCGGAGUUGCUGGGCGUGUAGGUGUAUUUGAAGGGUGAGAUCAAGUGAGACCAGCAAGGGAGUGAGUGUAGGAAGAAAGAGAGCCAAUUAUAGAGUAUCUCUAAUCCCAAAUCCAAGAUGCUCCAAAACCAAAAACUUUUUGAGCAUAUGUGACACCAUAGUGGAAAAUUUACAUCAUGAAAGUAUUUUAUGGACAAAAUUACUUAAGAUAUGGUAUAAGACUUCCUUCAGGUUAUGUGUUGGCCCCCUUUCCAACACUGUUGCAUUGAGGAUUCAUUUUCCAGUGUGAAUUUUGGAGGGAACAGGAACAGACCAUAGUGGGAGUGGUGGUGGGGGGAUUUAGCUCCUAGCAGAGAGAUUGGCUUUAGAGGAGAGUACGGAUGAUCCAUCUGCAGUGAUAGGAAGCUACAUCUAUGGUAUAGGGGUGUAGAUGCCAGUGAGUAAGUCAGGUGGUGGGAACCCUGGGAGUUGUAUAUUCACACACACAAGCAUGUGCAGCAACCUCCAGCUUAAGGAUGCAAAUGCGCAUGCCUGCAAGUCUGGAAACCCUGCAACUGAAGACAGGAAGCCGAGGGAGACUAUGGGGAACAGACACCUAGCUCCAGUCAGUAUUGCCAAGAUAGGAAUGUGGGCACAGGGUAAAUAAGGGCUCCUUGUUUCUCAAUCUCAGCAGUGAAUUCAGAUGUUUACAAAACACUAUGCAGGUACGUAGACCAAAUAAAGACUAUAUAAAUUCUCCCUAGAGUUGGCAGACUCAGCUCUGCCUACAGGAGCCCUCCCAUCCUGCGUGGGGAUUUGGAGCCCUAUCUCUCCUUCCUGGAAGAUGCCAGAUUCGAGCCCAGGCUGAUUGCUGCUAGAGAAGCUCUCUUGCUUUCCCAGAAAAUUUCAGGCUCACCAGACCAGUAAUGGGAAGGGGCUGAAGAAUCUUAACGAGAACAAAUAAGAAUAAACCAAGCAUGGAGAAAACCCAGCACAGAGAUCAUAUGUAGACAGAUAUGUCCAGGGGGCCUUGUUUUUCCAUUCUCUCUCCAGAGUCCAGACAGCCCCACCCAGAACAUACUCAUAAAGUGGCCAUUUAGUAAGUUCCCACGUGUGCUAGGCACAGGAAGGCAGUUGAUGUGAGUGAUCUCAUCUGCUGCUCCCCACCACCUUGUGACAGAUGGGUCCUAUUCUUGGCAUGUUUUAAAAGUGAGGAAGUAGGGUCUCUGAGAGGUUAAGUGACUUACCCUCAGGCACAGAGCCAGGACAUGGCAGAGCCAGGGUGGAACUCAGGUCUGUAAGACUGCUCAAAUGAUCCUCUGUGAGGUACAGAUGCAGAAGCUCCUAAAACAGAUGCAUCUGGCAUUUCUUCCAAGAAGUUCAGAUCCCUUUGCAUCUCUUCGUGCCUUGGGAAUAACAGGUGACAGGGCAAGCCAUCAAGGACAGUGAUCCCGGUAUCUUCUCAGCCCUGAUGCCUCAGUUCCCCUCCACACACACACAGCUGUAAGUGAACUUGCAGCAGGGUCCCCCACUCAGGACCCCCUGCUACAGUACAGGUGAGCCAGGCAGCUGCCAUUAGACCUCCUUCCCACCAACUCCCACUGGCCCAUUUCCUGCAGACCAGAGCUGGAGAAGCAAACAGGUUCACAGCUUAGUCUUAAAGUCCCAGCUCUCAUUAGCACUUGGGAGUUCUUGUGGAGGCCUUGAAUGGGCUCAGUGGGGGCCAGGGGUAUGGGUGGGGCAGGGGUGGCCUAAGUGCCGUCCAUGUGGCAUAUGUCUUUUCAACCCAGAUUUAAAUUCUGGGUUUCCAGUUUCAGGGGAAAAAAGAAUCUGGAAAAGGCCAAAGAGGAGUUCACAGUAGGAGCAUAUAAUCAAUACAAAAUUUCAGAAAGGAUGUACAGGUUCUGGAGAUCUGUUGUACAGCAUGUGACUAUAGUUAAUAAUCAUAUAUUAUGUUAAAACAAUAUAAUCUCUACUUAAUGGCAAUUUCUAGGCAUCACACAUAACAUUAAGCUUUUUACAUGGACCAUUUCACUUAAUACCCAUAAUGAUCCUAUAGGGUAGAGACUGCUAUCCUCAUUUUAUAGGUGGCCAAAAUUGAGGCACCAAGAAAUAAAGUAAUGUGGCCACAAUAUUACAGCUAGUAAAUACAAUUCAGACAGGGGCCAGUUCCAGAGCCUGCAUUCUUACUUGCUGGGCCACAAAGCCCCCAUGUGAACACCCUGAACAGAGCAGAGUGGGAAGUGUGGGUGAUGGUAAAUUGGGUUCUGGCAGGAAACAGUGACACACAAAAAUUGGAUAAUUCAAAAGAGUUUAAUAAAGCAAUGGUGCUAGGCCAGGGGCAGUGACGCACGCCUGUAAUCUCAGCUAAAAUCAGAAGGCUGAAGCAGGAGGAUUGAAAUGAAGUUUAAGGCCUGCCUUACCAAUUUAGCAAAACCUUGUCUCAAAGGAGGGUGGUAGCACUGGGGAUAUAGCUUAGAGGUAAAACACUCUUGGGUUCAAUUCCCAGUACUCCCUCACCCCCAGCCCUCAAAUAAAUAAAGGGAACUGUACUACA
This is a messenger RNA of Marmota monax (woodchuck), 5000 nucleotides long. It is a transcript of the gene CUNH11orf91, whose product is annotated as chromosome unknown C11orf91 homolog. The record is from RefSeq and is a predicted model, not a curated record. The transcript is spliced from 2 exons. The coding region runs from base 301 to 879 and encodes 192 amino acids. NCBI's taxonomy places the organism in Eukaryota, Metazoa, Chordata, Mammalia, Rodentia, Sciuridae.